GGCCCGUUGCCAAUGUUUAACUACAAAGCUGAAAACGGCGAAAGGGUAAGUCUAAGCAUAAACAAAUGUCAAUUAUCAGGGGAUAAAAGGAACAACACCACCAAUUGUUCCAUGAUAGAAUGGUACACGGAUGGGGUAAGUAAGUCAGAGGGCUACAUUGACGCCGCAUUCCGUUCGUCGCGUACUAAUGAAGCAUACCUAUUCAUGAAGAACGAGUAUCUGCUACUCGACUACGCAACAGGGUCAUCAGAUGACAGAGUACUCAACGGACCGUUCCUGAUACCCUACGGGUUCCAUUCACUAAAGGGUACCGCCUUUGGAGACUAUGGAGUAGACUGUUCUUUUGGGUCUGAUAAUAAGUAUGAAGCUUCUAUUUUCUCGGGAAAUUUAUGUGCCCGGAUGAACUACGCUCCGGGCACCACAAACGACCGUAUCACGAGCGGUCCCAUGACUAUCACUAAGAUGUUCCCUUUCUUCAAAAACACUAACUUCCAAAACGGAGUAGAUGCCGCAUUUGAGUCAUCUACUCCGUAUGAAGCCUAUCUAUUUAAAGGCGAUCAGUAUGCUCUUAUAAACUACAAGAUGGACAACAAUGCCUCUCCCCGUCUUAUCGCCAUCCGUUCUAUAUCGGGGUUUGGUAGUUUGAGAAACACCAUCUUCGAAAGCGGAUUUGAUGCGGCAUUUGCUUCACACCGAAACAAUGAGGCUUACCUUUUUAAAGGAGACUCGUAUGCGCUCAUAAACUUUGCUCCUGGUUCAACAGAUGACUCUCUUAUUGGCGGGGUUAAGAAAAUUCUUCCUAAUUGGACUUCUCUGCAAUCCAUAUUGCCUCGGAACAACCGUGGUAUUGACAUAACUGGUGAUGAUGAAUCAACUUGAAAAUCAUUGCAAUAUAUAGUCCUACUACAAGCUAAGUUGUUUUAUGAGGAUUAUAUUUAGAGUUUGUCUACAGUUUUUACUUCUCACUUGAGAAGGUUUUUCUUGUUUUAGGCUUAGGGUAUUUAAAAUUUUAAA
Messenger RNA from Chenopodium quinoa (quinoa), 1014 nucleotides. Its product is annotated as albumin-2-like. NCBI's taxonomy places the organism in Eukaryota, Viridiplantae, Streptophyta, Magnoliopsida, Caryophyllales, Amaranthaceae. The record is from RefSeq and is a predicted model, not a curated record.